Molecule: messenger RNA, 1684 nt
Organism: Nematostella vectensis (starlet sea anemone)
Lineage: Eukaryota; Metazoa; Cnidaria; Anthozoa; Actiniaria; Edwardsiidae
Exons: 1
Coding region: 121-1596 (491 amino acids)
Source: RefSeq, a predicted model, not a curated record
AAUUAUCCCGUUGAGAAGUUUCUGUCUAAACAAGAAAAUAAUGGCGACAUGGGACAUUAUUUACAGAGCAUUCGUCAACGGUUAAAAGUAUGAAUGGGAAGGUGACAAUCGGUGGUUCAAAUGCAAGUGACAUUGCUCACAUUAAGGCGGGCUUUGGAUGGAUUUAUCUUAGUAGUUCUCGGGAUUAUAUCACUGGCGCUGAUCUAUCGACCUGACCGGCUCUUCCCAGGACUUAGUAGCACGCGGACUUCUGUUGGUAACCGAAGAAGAUUUAUUCUCUCGCUUGAAUUCAACGACGAUGGUUUCCACUUUAAACGGCACAGGAAGGAGAGGUUCAUGUCUUACGAGCCGCCGGUUGGUAGCUGGAGUGAUCAGCUGUUGGCGUUUCAGAACGCAGUCAUAAUCGCGGCAUUACUCAAUCGCACGCUACUUGCACAACCGCUGUUCAGCGAGCUAGAGAGUAAACGGCUUAGAAAACAUGUGCGUGAAGAUUUAAAGAGUGAUUCUGAAGUUUUUAAACUGAUAAACACCAAGUUCCUUGUCCCGAUAUCAGCUGUUAUCGACUUAAGCCGGCUUUCUCAUUUGAUUCGAGUGAAUCCUAUCCAAACAUCACACGCGCAAUUCCUGGAAAAUUACAAGAAUCUGACAUGGCAUAGUGUAUGCCACAAAAGUGCCUUAGGGUUUUGGCUGGAUUUCAUUCCAUCGCCAGAAAAUUCUCGCGCCUGGAAUAUCCUACAAAAGCAAACAUUUCUUCCUCUUAAGACCUUCUUUAGUGGAGUUGAGCCUGUGUGCGAACAAGAGCUUGAAAUGGUUGACAGUGUUAAGAAUAGCGCUCCGUUACUCCGUGGAAUCCUCACGGAGCUUGCUUUUCAUGGUGAAGACUUGAUCUAUUUCCGAGGAGGCUCGCUCGCUACCAGGGAAUUGCGAUUCCUCUCGAAAAAGCGAACUGCUCAAGCCCAAAAGUGGGUGUCCGAUUUUAUUAGGUUCUCCCCAUACUUGUUGAAAAGAAUGUCACAAAUGGCAGAAAACAUAAGAAAACCUUACAAUGCAGUGUUCAUAGCACCAAGCAAAAACCCCGAUGUAUUUAAUAAUAACAUUCGCUACCGACUCAGAGAAAUGGAGAAGCGUAAAUUCCGCUCUAUAUCUAAUAGGCUCUACAUAGGCUCCAGCCAGGUGGACUUGCGAGACCUGAAAGGCUUUAUGGACCUUGGGUAUGAGCUUUACUCUCCUAAGGAUAUCAUCCCUGAGGGAAUCAGCGAACAUAUAAAGUACGACGUCAGGAAACUCUUAGGAGAACUACUGUGCAAAUUUGCGAUACUGUACGAAGGCCCGAUGGACACCUUCGCAACCCAGCGAGCACGACUCCACGAAGCGCGGCGUAUGGACGAUUUACUGAUCGAUCACAUUAGCGUCAAGUGGGCGGGGCAUACUAUAAAAAGGCCUUAUAUGGCUGAAAGAAAAGAGGAGGCAACAACGAAGCCCGAAAGUGAUGGACUAAGAGUGAUGUUCUGUAGGAUUUGCAAGACGAUGCAAAUUCGGCUGAAAAACGCCACUUGUAGACCUAUCCUUUCCGACUGUAAAAAGAGAAAAAUAUAAAUUCCUGUCAGGAUAUCUAAAAAUGUAGCAAUACUAUUGAUUUUUUCAUACUAUUUGUUCACUGCAUAAAGACACACAUGAGUGUUAA